UUUGAACGCGCUUUUCUAACUCUUUUCCACUCAACUAAAUUCCGCGAAAUUUUAAAUGCAAGGGAAAGAGAAUAACCAUUUCAUCAAGCUCUCCCACAUAUUUUACCUCUCUUUAGCAGAAUCCCAUGCAAUAAUUUAGUUGAAAACUGAAGAGAGAUGAUGUCGUCUUCGCGAGAUAAUUGGGAGAGGCUGGUGGCGGCGGUGUUGAAGAGAGAUGAGAUACGCCAACUCUGCCACCAAAACUCCAUCUCCACCACGUCAUCCGAUAGUCCGAGAACCUCUACUUCCAGUGGAGAUCUUUCCAGAAUUCUGGGCAACAUAUUGAAGCGUAUACCCGUAUCACCACCGCAUCAACCGCCGCUUAUUAGCGCUCCUGGCCUCGAAGCUGGGAAAAAUGCUUCUGGACCUAUUACAAGGAAGCUAUUUUCUGCUUCGCUUUGGAGGAGGAAACCGAAGGACUACAAUCUGGGCCAAGGUUUGGUUGGCAUUCCUGAGGAUCAUUUUGGACUUGGGAGCUUUUUGCUGCGCGAGCUACUUGUUGCGACAGACAAUUUUAGCAACAACAAUGUCGUUGGACAUGAUCGACUUGGUAAAGUGUAUAAAGGCCGACUAGCAGAUGGCUCUCUAGUACAAGUUACAAGAAUACGACGACAAGAAAUUGAGAUAAAUUUGGAAAUUACAAGCAUUGCUGCUGCACAUUGUAAUGUACUUCGUGCUCGUGGAUUUUGCUUUACGCAAAAAGAGAAGCUGCUCGUUUAUCCUUUCAUGGUUAAUAAAAGCGUGGAGUUCUGGUUAAGAGAAAGAAAUGAGCCACUGCCUCCCCUUGACUGGCCAACGAGGAGAUAUAUAUCACUUGGGGCUGCAAAGGGUCUAGCUUACUUGCAUUAUAGCAGGGGAAUCGUUCAUCAUGAUGUUAAAGCUGCAAAUAUAUGGUUGGAUGAGAACUUUGAAGCAGUUGUUGUUGACUUAACUUUGGGCGAAUUUGUCGAUUGCUGCGAUAAUGAUAUUGUCUUUCCAUUAAAAGGAACACUUGGUCAUAUAGCUCCUGAGUACCUUGCUACUGGUAAGUGUUCGGUGAAAAUUGAUGUUUUUGGUUAUGGGAUCUUUCUUCUUGAGCUCAUCACAGCACAGAGAGCUCUUGAUCUUGCUCGUCUUGCCGAUGAUAAUGGCAUGAUGUUCCUAGAUUGGGUAAAUGAAAUUUACAAGGAAAAAGAAUGGAAAGUGAUUGUUGAUGCAGAACUUCAAGGUAAUUUCAUAGAUGAAGAGGUUGAGCAGUUGUUGCGAAUAGCUCUGCUCUGCACACGAACUGAUCCAAAGCAUCGUCCGACGAUGUUGCAAAUUGUGAGUGUGUUAAAAUCUGCAUGUAGAUUGGCUGAGAUGGAGGCAGAGUGGUUUAUGGACGAUAUCGGAGGAGAUACUUUGGAACGUCAAUAUGUCGAGGAUUUUGCUCUGGAUAAACUACAGGCUGCAAUAGAGGAUUUUAGCGACAAAAUAAUCAGUGAAGAUGGUUUUAAUAUUAUCUACAAAGGCUUUUUAGAUGGCUCUCCUGUCGCAGUUGAAAGAUACAAUUCUCAAAGUCUAGAAUAUUAUUUCGAAAAAGAAUUGGAGAUUGGCAGAACUUGUUUUCAUCCAAAUUUAGUCCGUGUGAUUGGAUUUUGCAAGACUCCAGAAGAACGACUGCUUGUUUUCCGGUUGAUGGUCAAUGGAAGUGUCGAAUCAUGGUUAAGGGGGAGACAUGAAUCGCGGCCUCCUCUCACUUGGCAAAAAAGAAAAAGGAUAGCACUUGGUGCAGCAAGGGGUCUAGCUUAUUUGCAUGAAAAAUGUGAAAAGAAAAUCAUUCAUCGCGAUGUCAAAGCUGCAAAUAUAUUGUUAGAUGAAAACUUUGUAGCAGUCGUUGCUGACUUGAAGUCAGCCAAGUUCAUGGACCACAGCAUGACUCAUAUUACCACAACCGUGACAGGAACAAUUGGUCAUAUAGCUCCCGAGUACCUUGCCAGUGGUAGGUGUUCGGAUAAAACUGAUGUUUUUGGUUAUGGAGCAUUUCUUCUUGAGCUCAUCACAGGGCACAGAGCUGUCGAUCUUCUUGAAGUAGCCGAUGAGGAAGAUAGGCUGCGUGCUGAUUGGGUAAAAAAGAAUUACGAAGAGGGAAGACGGAAAUUGAUGGUUGACAAUGAUAGUGGUGCAGGCGAUUUCAUGGACGCAGUGGUGGUGAAACAGCUGGUGAAAAUAGCUGUUCUCUGCCUAGAAGACGAUCCCGACAGACGUCCGAGGAUGUCGCAUGUUGUGAGUAUGUUGUGGUGUGGCUGAGAGGUCCGACCAGCUCAAGGUUCGAAAAAGAGGUCGGAGAAGAAGAGUAUGAUGGCAGUUCUAGUCUGGUGAAGAACUAUCUGACCCAAGAUGAUCAUAUAUGCAAUAUUUCAAGAAUUCAUUGCAAGAAAGUUCACCAACUGAUUUUUGUAACGAAAAACUAUGCAAGUCUGUAAUAUAUUAUCUCUGCAAGUCUGUAAUAAAAAAUAAACAUAAAAAAUUUGUACAUUUCUUUAAAGGUUUUGCUUUUUUCU
Molecule: messenger RNA, 2561 nt
Organism: Salvia miltiorrhiza (redroot sage)
Lineage: Eukaryota; Viridiplantae; Streptophyta; Magnoliopsida; Lamiales; Lamiaceae
Product: BRASSINOSTEROID INSENSITIVE 1-associated receptor kinase 1-like
Exons: 8
Coding region: 157-2307 (716 amino acids)
Biological process (GO): protein phosphorylation
Molecular function (GO): ATP binding; protein kinase activity
Source: RefSeq, a predicted model, not a curated record